AUGAGUGCGUUCAACUCAAACCCGCUGCCGCAGCAGCAGCAAGAUGCCGGUGUUACGGCCACAGAUGUUGAAAAGCAAGUGGAAAGCGACACCACAUCAUCCGGAGAUGACAGCCAGCAGCCACAAAUAGCAUGGGACGACCCUCGCGAGAUGCGAAAUCCCAGGAACUGGAGCACCGCUAUGCGGAUCCUUCACACCGCAAUCCCUUGUUUUCUUGCUUUUGAAAUCACCUUCGCGACGUCGAUAACCGUGCCAGCGUCGACGCAUAUCAUGCAGGAAUUCUCAGUCUCUCGCACUCGCUCCAUCCUCCCCUUGACCCUCUACACUCUCGGGCUCGGCUUCGGGCCCCUUUUCAUGGCCCCUUUCUCCGAGGUCUUUGGCCGCAAGCCCCUCUACGCCGUCUCCUGCACGUUUCUCCUCGCGUUCCUCGGCGGCUCCUCCGCCGCGACAACGUUCUCCGCGCUCCUCGCGUGUCGUUUCCUGGCGGGGACGCUAGGCUCGGCGGGGAUAGCCGUUGGCGCUGGCACGAUCGCCGACGUGUGGGAGCUCGGAAAGGGCGCGGCCGCAUCGUUGCUGUUCAUUCUCGGCCCGUUUCUGGGACCCACACUCGGUCCGUUGGCCGGGGCGUAUGUCUUGGAAGAUAGGGACGGCGACUGGCGGUGGACGCAGUAUGUCCUCCUCAUGGUCGGUGCCCCGAUUUGGGUGGGGAUACUGUUGAUGAGGGAGACGUCAAAGUCUUGGAUCUUGCGGAAGGAGAACGGGGAACCGACGGUGACCCUCAGCCGCCUCGGGGGUCUCGCCAAGACAGCUGUCAUGAGACCGACUGAAAUGCUCUUUACGGAGAUCAUUGUCUCGUCUCUGGCCCUCUAUACAGCCUACGCGUACGCGAUGAUCUUCAGCUACUUCGCCAGCUCCUCUUACGUUCUUCAGCGUUACUACGGAUUCAACCUCCGCCAAGUAGGGUUGAGUUUCAUCAGCGUCGUUAUUGGGUACAUAUUAGCUGCCUUCGUAUAUAGGUUCCUCGAUGCUAGAUGUCGGAUGCCUGCCGUGCGGGCUGGCACAGCUACACCAGAGCAGCGGCUGUAUGUUGCUCUUGUGGGAAGCGUUUUAAUCCCUGUUGGGUUGUUCUGCUUAUAUCACAACACACACCCCUAG
Messenger RNA from Colletotrichum graminicola M1.001, 1155 nucleotides. Its product is annotated as major facilitator superfamily transporter. NCBI's taxonomy places the organism in Eukaryota, Fungi, Ascomycota, Sordariomycetes, Glomerellales, Glomerellaceae. The coding region runs from base 1 to 1155 and encodes 384 amino acids. The record is from RefSeq and is a predicted model, not a curated record. Gene Ontology annotation, cellular component: membrane. Gene Ontology annotation, biological process: transmembrane transport; spermidine transport; spermine transport. The transcript has 3 exons. Gene Ontology annotation, molecular function: spermidine transmembrane transporter activity; spermine transmembrane transporter activity.